This is a messenger RNA of Candidula unifasciata, 859 nucleotides long. The record is from the annotation of a GenBank genome assembly. NCBI's taxonomy places the organism in Eukaryota, Metazoa, Mollusca, Gastropoda, Stylommatophora, Geomitridae.
AUGAUAUCCGCUUUACGACAUCAGCGUCGCCUCAGAAGUGCAACAUCCCCUGGACAUGGAUAUACGAAAAAUUUAGUUUGCUUGGGCGUCGAUACUAAUUCAGACAUAGUAAUCAAAACCAAAGACAAUUUUACUAUAUCCGGUGCCUACAGUACAUCUGUAAAUACGAACGCUCAUGUGGCUAAAUAUGAGAUUAAAAUCAACAGCAAUGCCAAUUGUCAGACUAACACAAUGAACACCACAGUUGUGACGACUUGUUUAGACUCCGACGCCUUCUUCAACGACACAUCGUCGGCUGUAUCUACUUCAGUCUGUAACGAGUCAGUUUACGGAAACACAACCUUUAACCCUCCAUAUAACCUGCCUCGUUUAAGCGUGGAGAUACAAAUAGCCUUAUACGCUAUAAUCUUCGUCUUAGCAUUUGUGGGAAACCUUUUAAUUAUCAUCACUCUAAUUCAGAAUAAACGUAUGAGGACAGUAACCAACGUUUUCCUGCUGAACUUGGCCAUCAGCGACAUGCUUCUGGCUCUUGUCUGUAUGCCUUUUACCCUAGUGCCUGUCAUACUUAUGGAUUUCAUCUUUGGGAAAUUCAUGUGUGUUUUCAUCAGGUAUCUACAAGGUAAGAAACUCGUUUAUGUUUGCCUUUUUGUACCUGUUAGUAUCGAGCGAUUAUGUUUGCCUUCUUUUACGAUUUGUUACAUUCGAGCGAUUAUGUUUGCCUUCUUUCACCACCUGUUACAUUUUAGCGAUUAUUGUUGCCUUUUUUCAGCACCUGUUAUAUUCGAGCGAUUAUCUUUAUACUCUUUCUCGACCUGUUACACUCUAACGAUUGUGUUUGCCUUUUCUGUACGGCCACCUU